AAGUUUCCUUUAAAAACUGUUCGUUCACUAUGUCUAAAACGAACGAAAUUUUAUCAUGCAGGCGAAUCCUGACUACAAUGGUAAUCACAUGUUUUAUCCUUCACCAGAUGUUGCGCAUUAAUAUAUCAAUCGCCAUCGUGGACAUGGGCAAGUCCGGUGACACAAACGAAAGCCUGUCAAACUCCGAACGUUUUUUCUGGACUGAAAAGGAAAAGGGACAUAUCAUAGGUGCAUACUUUUGGGGGCAGUUAUUGAUGGCACUACCAGCUGGACGUCUGUCGGAAAUCUAUGGAACGCGAUUAGUUUUGGGAAGCGCUAUGUUUUUAGCCGGCAUUUUAACGAUCAUAAUCCCUUUGGUUGCCCACUUCAGUUAUUAUCUGUUACUGUUGACUAGAGUAGGACUGGGAUUAGCAUUGGGUGCGAUUAAUCCAGCGAUUCCUCCAUUAGCUAUUCGAUGGACUGGACCCACUGGAAUAUCAAAGUUUCUUUCACAUACGAGAGCAGUAUAUCUAGGUGGAGCUUUAACUCUGCCUGCGUGUGGGUUCUUGAUUGCUAACUGGGGAUGGAGGAGUGUCUUUUACGUAACAGGAGGAAUAGCUCUAAUAUGGACAUAUUUUUGGUUUUUACUUGUGUACAAUUCACCUGAACAACACCCGAGAAUCAGCGAAGAAGAAAAAAAUGUCAUAAACGCCAAAUUGUGUACAAAUUUUACCAGAAAGACUAUACCCUGGUCGAAAAUUUUGACAUCCGUACCCGUUCAUGUACUUGUUAUUGUUUGUGGUAGUUAUUUAAUGACAGUGAACAUGGCAUACAAUUAUUUACCAUAUUUUAUGGAUACAGUUCUUCAUUUUAACAUCCAGGAGAACGGACUUUUAGGUAGUCUACCGUAUCUUGCUUCAUACGGAUCGGCUGUAGGUUGUUGUUACAUAGCUGACAAGUGGUUCAAAACCAAAACAUAUCCGACUCUAACCAUACGAAGAUUCUUCAUGGUGGUGUGCCUAGGUGGGUCGGUGUUAGUGUUUGGAAUCUUAUGUUUUUGGGGCGAUUGUUCUACCGUGGCAGUUAUCGUUUUUGUUGUUUGGUUUACAUGUCACGGUUGUUCGACUCCUUCUAUAAGUGCCAAUACUAUCGACGUUGCACCAGCUUAUGGUGGUACCGUUUCUGGAUUGAUGUACACUUUCGGCUCGCUGUUGAGUUAUGUAGAAACUGUGGUGAUUGGUCUAAUUACUGAAGACAAUCACACCUUAGAACAGUGGAGAUGUGUAUUUGGGCUUCUUAUUGGAGCAAAUUUACUAGGUCUGUUAAUAUUUCUUCUUUUUGGUACAACCGAAACUCAAAGUUGGAAUUUUGAUAAAAGAAAAGUAGAAACAGUUGAAACGGCGGAUGGUGAUUUGGAGACGGGUGGUCUAGUGUAAUCUUUUAACACUGUUAAUGUAAGGGCUGUAAAACUCAUUUACAAAAAGUUGUUUGCUGUCGGAUAACAUUAUUAAAAAAAUUGGUGAAAAAUUA
Zophobas morio is the source of this 1509-nucleotide messenger RNA. RefSeq names its product sialin-like. Lineage: Eukaryota; Metazoa; Arthropoda; Insecta; Coleoptera; Tenebrionidae. Gene Ontology annotation, biological process: transmembrane transport; monoatomic anion transport. The record is from RefSeq and is a predicted model, not a curated record. Gene Ontology annotation, molecular function: transmembrane transporter activity. Bases 30 to 1415 code for a protein of 461 amino acids. The transcript is spliced from 3 exons. Gene Ontology annotation, cellular component: membrane.